Messenger RNA from Verruconis gallopava, 3948 nucleotides. RefSeq lists its product as uncharacterized. Gene Ontology annotation, cellular component: membrane. The record is from RefSeq and is a predicted model, not a curated record. NCBI's taxonomy places the organism in Eukaryota, Fungi, Ascomycota, Dothideomycetes, Venturiales, Sympoventuriaceae. Gene Ontology annotation, biological process: monoatomic cation transport; copper ion homeostasis. Gene Ontology annotation, molecular function: ATP hydrolysis activity; copper ion binding; ATP binding. The coding region runs from base 1 to 3609 and encodes 1202 amino acids. The transcript has a single exon.
AUGAACGGGGACGAGCCUAGAGAGAUGACCAGCCGAUUCUACGUUUCCAACUUGCACUGCCAAGGAUGUGUUGAGAAUAUCACAAAUCUGUUGAGGGGCCGUCACGAUGGCUUGCUCGCCGUUAUGUGCUCGCUCGAAUCCAAGACUGUCUCUGUCGUUCAUCCCGCAGACUUUAGCCCAGAUAUCAUAUCCGAGGAGUUGACCAGCUGUGGCUACAACACUGUUGUUUCAUCAGGGCUGCUUGCUUUGAUAUCGUCACGACUUCUCCAAAAUCUCCAGGCUCGUCUGUACUCCCAUGAGAAAAAAGGAGCGGAGAAUCUUGGGCUUUGCGAGGCGUGUCGCCAGAGGGCCAGCGAGACGACAACAACUGUCUCUCGGUCUGUGAAAGAUGGCGAACAACUCACUACCUUCGCCCCCACAGGGCUGACCGCUUCGUCCCAUUCUGCACCCGAGAAGACACAACAUUCUGCUCUUCGGGGAGUUCAACCAUCUUCUCCUUCCGGUGAGCGGUUCCGGGCGUUGCUUUCCAUCACUGGAAUGACGUGCAGCGCCUGCGUUCGCGCUAUCACCGAAGCGCUCGAAGCGAAGCCGUACGUGCUCAAAGCAAAUGUCGUCCUUCUCGCCAGCUCCGCAACUGUGGAUUUCGAAGGACCUGGUCGUGCGGAGCCGCUGAAGGAGCUGAUUGAGGAGCUGGGAUAUGGCGCCGUGGUAGAGGAAAUCUCGUUGUGCUCAUCGCGCCAAGCUGGCAAAGCAAAGCUGAAAGCGCAGUUGUGGAAGGCUACCUUCGCAAUCGAUGGGAUGACCGACAGUUCCUCCGCCGUGAAUAUCACCGAUGCUUUAGAACAUGAAUCCUGGGUAAAGAAGGCGGAAGUCGUUCCCGAAGGCGAGAGAGUUGCGAUUGAAUUCGAGAACAAGAGCAACGUCUUGGAGAUAUCAACCAUCAUCAAGUCCAUCGAAGGCAUUCAACAUGUGGUGUUAGUCGACUUAGCAAGAGUAGGAGAUUCAGACGCUAAAACAACACCUCGCAACGUGUCUAUCCUCAUCGACGGAAUUGCAGAUGAGCAAACUGUGAGGCAUAUUCUUGCCGCGCUAACAGCUUUAGAUCAUCCCAUUACUGUCUCCAAACAACCAACGAUCCAAGAGCCAACAAUCACAGUCAGCUACGAACCGGAAGCGCCGUAUUUCACGAUUCGCCAUAUUCUUGCUGCGAUCGAAUCUGUAGAUCAGACUCUGAGAGCAAACAUCUACCAUCCGCCAACGCUCGAAGAACGGGCCCGAGCUAUGCACGCCCGUGAACGGCUACAUAUCAUCUAUCGCGUAGUUCUCUCUAUCUUGGCGGCUAUACCCUCCUUUCUCAUCGGUAUCCUCUUCAUGGGUCUUGUGUCGAGCAGAAACAGUGUUCGACUGUACCUUAUGCAGGAGUGGGCAAACGUUAGUCGUGCACAAUGGGCUUUGUUCAUCAUAUCCACGCCCGUCUAUUUCUUUGCGUCAGAUGUAUUUCAUCGUCGCGCAGUGAAGGAGCUCAUCGCCCUUUGGCGUCCUGGAAGCUCGACUCCCCUGGUCCGCCGAUUCUACCGCUUCGGGAGCAUGAACCUCCUCAUGUCUCUGGGAACAUCGAUCGCUUAUUUCGCAUCCAUUGCGGAGCUUGUUAUUACAUCUCGACAGCCCCGGACCAAGCAUCGAAUUACAAACCACCAAUCGUUCUAUUUCGACUCAGUUGUCUUUCUCACGUUGUUUCUAUUGAUUGGACGUCUGAUCGAAGCAUGGAGUCGUGCCAAGACGGCAGAUGCUGUGGCGAGUCUGGGUCAGCUCCGUCCCGCAAACGCAAUUGUCUGCAACUCAACGCAGCGAGACAAAACCUUGCCAGAUGCUUCAUUUGCAAUACAAGUGGACGAAAUAGAGCCCGGAGAUGUCGUCGUAGUACCCCAUGGCGCCUCCCCGCCAUGCGACGGUAUUCUGCUUGACGAUCACGGAAGCUUUGAUGAGUCAAGCCUUACAGGCGAGGCAAGAUUGAUAGAUAAACGCCUUGGGGACGAAGUAUUCUCUGGAACCACAAAUAAGGGGCCGCCAGUCAUCAUUCGCGCGACCAAAAUUUUGGGAACGUCGAUGCUUGAUCAAAUCAUCCAAGUUGUUCGAGAGGGACAGGCACGACGCGCUCCUGUGGAAAGAAUUGGGGACGUAAUCACAAGCUACUUUGUUCCUGUCAUCACUGCAAUAUCGGUUUCUACUUGGAUGGUUUGGCUCGUGCUGGGUGAAGCUGGUAUCCUUCCUCGCAGUUGGCUCGAUGUGCAAUCUGGGGGCUGGCCUUACUGGUCACUGCAAUUCUCUAUCGCCGUUUUCAUCAUUGCCUGUCCGUGUGGAUUUGGUUUAGCGGCACCAACCGCAAUGUUUGUUGGCGGGGGAGUCGCAGCAAAGGCUGGUAUUCUAGCAAAAGGAGGUGGCGCUGCCUUCCAGGAAGCCAGCAUGUUAGACAUCGUCGUGUUCGACAAGACAGGGACGCUCACAGAAGGAGGCAACCCAUCAGUAUCAGAUUGGAAAGGCACGACGGCAUCGUCUUCUCCGGAAAUUGAUUCCACACUUUUGUUCAGCCUGAUCAGAACGACGGAAGAAAAGAGUAGCCACCCUAUAGCCGCGGCUAUCGUCAAAUUUCUGAAGGGUAAGGGUUCAAAUGAUAUCCAUUCAACUUCGGUAGAAGAGCUACCUGGAAGAGGCAUGAAGGGCUUAUAUACCAGCAAUAAAUUUUCCGGCAAGUCGUACAUGGUCUUGAUCGGCAACGAAAGACUCAUGUCCGAGAAUCAUGUCUUAGUGGAUAACGGCACUAAGGAGACACUGAACGCAUGGAAGGUCCAGGGGAAGUCUGUCGUCCUAGUAGCUGUCAGAGUUACCGACAUAGAAACGUCAAUUCUCGGUAGCCUCGAACUCCGCGUCAUUGCAGCGGUAACAGAUGUGAUACGCCCGGAGUCUAAAGGUGUCAUUAAGAGUCUACAAGACCAGGGUAUGGAAACAUGGAUGAUUUCCGGUGAUAACGAAACCACGGCACAAGCUGUGGGGAAGAUGGUCGGGAUAUGUCCAGAUAGGAUUAUUGCGGGCGUUCUUCCCGAGCAGAAGGCAGAAAAGAUCCAGUACCUACAGCGAUGUCCGGCAAAGUCAAAUGAUGGUUGGUUAUUAGGUCCGGGUGCCUCCAAAAAUACCACACGGCGAGCAAUAGUAGCAAUGGUUGGGGACGGGGUGAACGAUUCUCCAGCGUUGGCUGUUGCCGACGUGGGUAUAGCAAUUGGGUCUGGGUCCGAUGUAGCUAUUUCAUCCGCCGACUUCGUGCUCAUGUCUUCGGAUCUAUCUGCUGUCGUGGUUCUCGUGCAGCUCAGCCGUGCCGUCUUCCGGCGUAUCAAGUUCAACUUCGGGUGGGCACUGGUGUACAACCUCAUCGCCCUCCCUAUAGCUGCCGGCGUGCUCUAUCCCAUACCGAGGAGCGCAGGUCAUAUCCGAUUGGAUCCGGUAUGGGCGAGCCUAGCCAUGGCCCUGAGCAGCAUUAGCGUUGUCACGAGCAGCCUAGCUUUAAAGACUACACUGCCGUACGUCGGGUUCCGAAAACGCAGUGUCCAUCAGUAAAGGUAUGAUGAACAUGAGCUUUGGUUACUAAAGGAAAAGUGGAGCAUCCAUCUGACAAUCUGCCGUGGCUACAUCAUGAGGAUUCAAGCCUCGCGUUGACAAUGCAUCUACGCAUGAACUCAAGAAUAUUGUGCUGUUUAUCGUCGUUGUAGAUUGUGGCAUGCUCUGGUGUAGCUGUUCGGCUCUCAACAAGAUUUUACAACUCCAGCUUCGAGAGUACGGGAGACUUUUGUGCAAUGAAUUGACUCCGCCAAACGUUUUAGAUCAAGGCAUAAUCUAACCCGAUAUCGCAAAUAGUUUGGAUCUAAGAUUCGGGGAUAUCAAUCUAGCAGUUUUGCC